UUGCCGGGCGGCGGCUCGCAGUUGCUCUACACGGGGCACUGGAAGAGGACAUGGAUCGGCCCGUCGUCGUUCUACUGGUUGCUUUGGCGACGGCAAGCGCCGUCAAGGUCCCCGAAAGCGGGUACCUGUUCACGGCACCCAAAGUACUUCAGGCUGGCACAGAUGAACGCGCCUGCCUCAGUCUGUUCAACCUACCCGGGCCGAAUCGCGCUCUCAACCUGAAGUUCUACGAGCGCGACGUUCCAAGCAGUCUGUCGACCACGCUAGAUAAGAGCGAUUUCCUGUUGUUUGAGACAAACACUGCAGUGCCGGACAGCGUAGCAGAGAAUGGAGAGUACUGCUUCGAUAUCACCAUUCCAUCCAAGGUGGUGGCCCGCAGUGCUGACAUGCACAUGGAGCUGACCGCUGGCGAAGGCGUCUGGAAGGAGGAGUCUGUGGUGACUCUGAAAUCGGAGACGUUUCUGACGCUGGUUCAGACAGACAAGUCCAAGUACCAGCCUGGUCAGAAGGUGCUCUUCCGAGUGGUUACACUCAGCCACGACCUGACCGCUCUCAACAAUGACCUGAAUGAGGUGUGGGUGACCACUCCGGACAACAUCCGCGUGGCCCAGUGGAAGAACGUGAAAACCAACACUGGCAUGGUGCAGCUGGAACUGCAGCUGACCGAGGAGCCACCUCUGGGCUCGUGGACAAUUCACGUGCGGACUACCCAGGACACCUACACCAAGCGAUUUACGGUGGAGGAGUAUGUUCUGCCAACAUUUGAGCUGGAGAUCGAGGCACCCGAGUCUCUUGAGAGCAACGAGAAGACUGUCACCGUUAAAGUUUGCGCAAAGUACACUUUCGGAAAGCCGCUUAUUGCUGCCAACGUAAGCAUCAAUGCCACAGCCAGAGGCAUUGGAAGCUGGCAAUACAACAAUAAUAAGGAUCUGCUGAGGAAUAUUUCCGACUAUCAGUUCAGCGACGAGCAGGGAUGUGCCAUCUUUGACCUGGUGGUCAGCAAGAUCGGCAUCGGUCAUCGUAAUAUUGGAGGCGGAAAUACGGUCAUCAUCACCAUCGAUGUGGAAGAGCAGGGUACAGGACUCCGGCAGGUUGAGGUCAAGGAGGUCAGUCAAGCGUAUUCCUUCAUCAACCUCAGGCAGAGCGACAACGCGCAGAAGUUCCUGAAGCCGAAGCUGCCCUUCUACGGAGAGUAUACGCUGAGUAUGAGAGAUGGUAAAGCUGCGAAGAAUGAAAUCGUCAAGGUCUGCUACACAGCCAAGUACAAGGAGAGGGUCAUCAGUGACGAGAAGAAGCCAACUCCCGAUGACCCCGUUUAUAGCACACACAAGAAGUACGAGUCGCACGUGCAGAUCGAGUUCGGCUACACGCCGUUCUUCUGGGAGACUUCGGAGCCCAAUCGUCGCACCACCGGUGGCGAAUGUCGCGAGUAUAAAACAGACGAAAACGGUCGCAUCGUCUACUAUAUCCCACCACAGGCUGAGGACAUCGACUCCAUUGACAUCUCGACUUCUACCAGCGUCGGUGGCGAUUCUGACAGCUCGCACUCCACGUUGACGGCGUUCUUCUCGCCUUCCCACUCGUACCUGAGCAUCGACGCGCACGAACUUCCCGAACAGCUGCCCUGCUCCGGAGAUGUCACUGUGAAACUGCUCUCAACUGAGGAGGGACCGGUGCCAGCCAUGGUUUACAAGAUUCUGUCCCGAGGCAAGAUCAUCAAGGCGGGCAACAUGAACACUAACACGCUGACGUUCCCGGUGCUGCCCAAGAUGGGCCCCGAGUUCAAGCUGCUUGUCUACUACAUCAAGGAGAGUGGCGAAGUGGUCAGCGACUCCAGGGUCUUCAAGGUCGACAAGUGCUUCCCCAACACUGUUCAGGUCAGCUGGGAUCAGAAGACGGUCAAGCCGGGAGACUCUGCUUCGUUCACCGUUCGUGCCUCUCCCAACUCCGUCUGUGGAAUCAGCGCUGUGGACAAGAGCACCGAACUUCUGGGCACGUCCAACCAGAUCACACUGGAUACCGUGUUCAGCAAGCUGCAGCAGUUCAUCAUUAAUAGCUUCGAGAGCCCCAACCAGGUCCGCAGCGAUGGCGAUUACUGCAGGGAGCUGCAGCUUUCACUGGUAGACACUCUGCGAAGCGGUGGCGCCACGGUGGCCGAGCUUACUGGUCAGUCCACCCCGGAGGGCACGCCAGAGUCUGAAACCAGCGGAGCUGCCCAUUCGUCGCUCUUCAUCCCUCCACCGACACGGUCUCAGCGAUUCCGCACGGAUCGCGAAGACGCCAUCAAGCCUUUCGAUGAAGCCGGUUUCCUCGUUCUCUCCAACCUGGCCCUGGAGACUCGGCCCUGCUACAAGAGAGUUCAGGCCAAGGAACUGCCGGAGCUCACCGAGGAUAAAAUCCAGUCUACGCGCGUGAGCUACUCAGGAAGUCAUCGUGACAUGCCGGUGGCUUUUCACCGCCCACCGAGCCCCGGUUUCGGCCCUCCGGGUCAGGCAGGGCUGCCGCCGCCGCCGCCGCCGCCGGUCGCGCUUGCUAGCGUAGCUGCAGCACCUUCCCAGGAAGAUCAGCUUCGCGACUUCUUCCCGGAGGCUUUCCUGUUCAGCCUGGAAACUCUGGAUGCGGAGGGUGUGAAGACUGUCACGUCCGAGAUGCCAGACACCAUCACCUCCUGGGUCGGAUCAGCCAUCUGCACCAACAGCAAGGACGGAUUCGGCAUCUCUAACAAGACCAGCAUCACCACCUUCAAGCCGUUCUUCACCGAAGUGUCUCUGCCGUACUCGAUGAAGCGUGGUGAGAUCCUGAGCAUGUCUGUCAGCGUCUUCAACUUCCUCGACUCCAGUCUCUCGGUUUACCUCGAAGUUGGUGCCUCUGACCAGUAUGAGAUUAGCGGAGAGGUCGCCAUGGGUCUCUGCAUUGCCGCCGGUCGCACUGAGGUCAGGUCGUUCCCGGUCAACUUCCUGGGUCUGGGCGAGGUCAACAUCACAGUCACGGCCAGGGCACAGGACGGAUACUGCGACGAAGGCAACACCAUCGCGCCGGGCAGUGACACCGUCAUCCGACCAAUCGUCGUCAAACCAGAGGGAUUCCCUCAAGAAGUGACCCACUCUCGCUUCAUCUGUCUCGACAAGGAUGACGACCACCACACGGAGACGGUGAACCUGCCGGUGCCGGAAGGCCUGGUGCCCGACUCUCAGCGCGCCUACUUCUCCGUCAUCGGAGAUCUUUUGGGACAGACCUUCCAGGGUCUGGAGGGAGGUCUCAUUAAGUCGCCUACCGGCGCCGGUGAGCCCAACAUGAUCACUCUGGUGCCCAAUAUCUACAUCCGUCGCUACCUGGAGACAACUGGUCAGCUCAACGAGCGUCAGAGACGACAGCUAGAGCACAACAUGAAGAGCGGCUACCAGCGCCAGUUGCGCUUCAGGCGGUACGAUGGCUCGUUCUCGUCGUACGGAAAUGAGGACCCUCAGGGCUCCAUGUGGCUCACCGCCUUUGUUGUCAAGGCCUUCCGAGAGGCGUCCGAGUACAUCGAAAUCGAUGAGACUAUUAUUAACAAGGCUAAGGACUGGAUUCUGAAGAAACAGAACACUACUGGCUGUUUCCCGAGGUUCGGCGAGCUUAUUCACAAGGAGCUGAAGGGUGGCACCGAGCGAGGUGGUGAAGCGGCCCUCACGGCCUUCGUCAUGCUGGCUCUGAAGGACAUCGCAACCACUACUGAGCUGGCCAACGGCUUCGCCUGCCUAGAGGACGGCCUUCUGCUCCCCAACAAGACCCUGUACUCGGAGAUUCUUUUGGCUUACACAUACCUGAAUAUGGGCCAAGAUGUCAAGGGAGAGAGGCUGGUGAACAAGCUGAUGUCGAAGGCCAAACGCGAAGGAGAUGACAUCCUCUACUGGGAGGGCGACCGCGAUUCUCUCUUUGGUGGAAGCCGAGCCGUGGACGUCGAGAUGACUGCCUACAUGGCUCUCUCGCUGAUGCACAUCUCCGGAAAGGGUAAUAUGGAGGAGGCAGCGCGCGCCAUUCGCUGGAUCAACACCCAGAGGAACAGCAACGGGGGUUUCAAAUCCACUCAGGACACCAUUGUUGCUGUGGAAGCCCUGUCAGAGUUCGCGUCUCGCACGUUCGCCUCUGAUCUGGCCACGAGUGUGUCUGUAACUGCUGGAGGAGAGACUGUUCAGCGGAUGGUGGAUGGAGACAACAGACUGCUGUAUCAGGAGUCCAAGGUGCCAGACCUGACGCUGCCUGGCACCAUGAACUUCGAUGUCAGUCCGCCUGGCUGCGUGGUCUACCAGAGUAUUUUCCGGUUCAGCAGCACUCUCGAGGUGCCCGACCCUGCCUUCUCUCUCGGUGUGGCUGCCAAGAAGCGAGGCCGUACUGGCUACGAGCUGGAAGUAUGCACCAGCUUCCUCCGAAACUCUGGCGCCGUGGACCGCGCCAUUCUGGAAACGGAACUGCCCUCCGGCUAUGUUGCUGUGGACAGCACCCUGAGGGACCUGCGCAGAGGCUCAGCUGUUCGCAGCUAUGAGAUCAAGGAAGGUAAAGUGAUCUUCACACUGCAAGGAGUGGCCGAAGAUAAGACCUGUCUGGAGUUCCGCAUUAUUCAGGAGAACGAAGUUGAGCAACUGAAACCGUCCAUUGUGAAGGUGCACGACUUCUACCGUCCCGAGGAGAGGAACAUUCAGGAGUACGAGCUGACUCCCGCUGCUUAGAAAACUCACAUCGAUCUCUGCACGUCGUCUACGGCCCGUAGCACAGCUCUGACGGCCCAAGCGGAACAUACGGCCCGUACUGUAUGCUUACGGCCUGUGCCGUAAGGCGGCGCGGACCGCGGUAGCGGACGUCAAAUCAUAGCUGCGAAAGCAUUGGCAUUUCUCGUAUGACCAUAGGGGCUUGAUUUUCGAAUAGCUUGCUAGAUCGAGUUUCUGUGUAUGUAUCCAUUGGUGGUUGGCUGAAAAGGGGGCACGCACCGCCGUCUAGUGACGCUGCUUGAUAUUAAAAUGCUUCGAACGUAUAUUUAGGCAGCGAAUCAGUUCUGUUUGUACGCCAUAGUCCAUGCUUAUGGUGCGUCGUUUGUGCAAGACUAAGUCGAGUGACACUGUUCAGAAUGUUCUCAGCACGGGAUUGGGAAUAAUGUACGGUCAUCGUCAGUGGCUUUGAAAAGGGUAAAUCAAUAGCUACUUGUGACCUUACAUGCUGGUUUCAAAAAUAAACUUACCGUGGUAUA
Amphibalanus amphitrite is the source of this 5221-nucleotide messenger RNA. Its product is annotated as alpha-2-macroglobulin-P-like. Gene Ontology annotation, molecular function: endopeptidase inhibitor activity. Gene Ontology annotation, cellular component: extracellular region. The transcript has 35 exons. The record is from RefSeq and is a predicted model, not a curated record. Bases 51 to 4706 code for a protein of 1551 amino acids. NCBI's taxonomy places the organism in Eukaryota, Metazoa, Arthropoda, Thecostraca, Balanomorpha, Balanidae.